AAUGUCUGAUAUCCAUUACCAAAUUGAUUCUUUUUUUCAUCUAACAAUAACAAUUGACCAAACAGUUCUUUUAAGAACUACUCUUCUUUCUCUGCCUUCUGUCUUCUUUCCCUUAUUUCUGUCUUCACCUUUUGUAUACCUGACUAUCAUUUAUGACAGGUGAGGCCAUUACAUUUCCAAAAUCUUACUAACAUAAGUUAAUUUGAACAGAACAUGCAAAAACUUAUCCAUGGGAAAAUGUUAUUCAACUUCUGAAAUAUAUUACCUUUUAUAUUUGAAUGAACAUUUAAUUUGCUUUUAUAAACAUGCCUUAGAAAAAACAUUACUAGUGUGCAUCUAGAGACAAAACCAUGGCACUGACAUAUUUUAAGAUGCUUUCAGUUAAAAUGCUCAAACAUGCAUUUUAGUCUGGGUCCAGCUUAAGCCUUGACUGUGAACCUGUGGGUUAAAGUUGUAAAUAUUAGUCCAGUGGUUCAAUUCAACAUCUUGUUCUCUGGCUUUAGGUAGGCGUAGGCAUUAGCUUUAAAAAAUAACAUUAUUGUCUAUACCUACAAAAAGGUUAAGUGGUUCAACAGUAAAUGCAUCUUUCUCUAUAUAAAAUAACACCCCCUUUUUUUUUCUUAAGCUCAAUUGCAAUAAAGAUGAUUCCAGGAUCUUGGAAGCUUGUUAAAAAUAAGUAUGCACUGUAUAUGGCGCUUAACUGGGAGUUUGACAUCACCCAGCAUGAUAUGGCCCAUAUCAGGAGGUGGUGGGUGAAUCUGAUCUUAUCCAAAAUGACACAUGCAAGAAAGAAGCGGUGCACAUCAGCCAUGUCAGAAGCAUUCAAGGAGACAAAACAGCAGGAGAAAGUGCAGAACAUAGGAAUCUUGAUGUUGCCAGAUGCUGUCCUGUCGGAAAUUCUUCUUCAUGUGGUCCUGGGGGAGGGUGAUGCUGCAUUGUUAAAUCUGUCUUUGGUUUGUUCCAAAUUCAGACGUCUUGUGGAUACAGACUCAUUUCGAAAGAGGGCACACUUCUGCUGGCUUGACAGUGUAACAAAAUGGAGAACGAAGUCUGAGCCAUGCCAGGAAUUUUUCAAAAUGUACACACUGCAGCCCUGCAGACACUGCAAUGAGGUUUACAAAAACUGCUUACCAGGCUAUGUUGGAAGAGGAAAGCGAGGAGAGAUGCAAGGCUUUUACUCAGAAAACACCCAUCCAGGCUUUUGCAGUGAUGAUUGCAAGAUGCUGGAGGAGUAACUCAGAAUAACUCCGUUCCAAUCUGAAAGUCUUGUAAAUACCUCAGGAUUAUUGUUAGUGAUUCUGGUUUCUGAUUAACAUUUUUGUUUACUUGCUUACGGGAUGUAUUUUAUACUGUUUACAUUGUAUAGCACUGACUUUGACAACAUACCAAGCCUGUUACAAAUUUAACCGCUACUUUAUUUAGAGAUAUAGAUAGAUAAACAGCUAUGUCGUUGUUUCCUGAAAAUAUAAC
Onychostoma macrolepis is the source of this 1470-nucleotide messenger RNA. RefSeq lists its product as uncharacterized. NCBI's taxonomy places the organism in Eukaryota, Metazoa, Chordata, Actinopteri, Cypriniformes, Cyprinidae. The transcript has 7 exons. The record is from RefSeq and is a predicted model, not a curated record. Gene Ontology annotation, molecular function: protein binding. The coding region runs from base 579 to 1235 and encodes 218 amino acids.